AUGCCCUGUCUCCAGGUAACAACGGGUUCAAGGUCCAGGUGGUGGCGCCCCGCUGACCCCGAACAAACAUCGCCGUCUUCGGGGGCGACCCGACCAGCGUUACCAUCGCUGGUUGUAGCGCCGGCUCUCAGUGUACUGCUUCAUAUAGUGUCGCCGACGUCUAAAGGUCUAUUUCACCGUGCAAUAUCAAUGAGCGGGUCUCCGAUCAGCAAGUCUCCUCUAUCGAGCGAUCUAUAUCAUCUCGCCGUUAAACAAGCUCAGCUCCUCGACGGUCCGACUAACAACUCCAAAAUUAUUAUUGACUGUUUGAAGACUAAACCCUGGAGAGAACUUGGAACUUCAGUUCUUGGUUUCUAUGAAUUUGCUUUAGAUCCAGUACGUAUUUGUUAUCCUGUCGUUGAAAAAGACUUCGGUCAAGAACGCUUGUUAGACAUGCAGACGACGGAUGAUACCCGUGAAAACAAGUUCCACGCUGUCCCGUACAUCGCGAGCCAGACAGAGGGAGAGUUCUUCUGGAUGGCAUUUAUUUUAAUGUUUAACCUGACGGUGCGUCACUCGCCGCAGCCUGUCUGGUACUACGAGUUCAGUUUCGUCUUCAACCACAGUCACUAUGAGGAGCCGCUCACUAAGAAACCCAUCGCGGCCGCUCAUCAUGACGACCUCAUAUACCUGUUCUCUCUGAGUUAUCGUACGGAAGGUGCAGACUCCGCCACGGCCGCCUCCACUCCGCCUCACAGACAUGUGGUACAACUUUGCCAAAUACGGAUAAACUAA
Danaus chrysippus (African queen) is the source of this 774-nucleotide messenger RNA. The record is from the annotation of a GenBank genome assembly. NCBI's taxonomy places the organism in Eukaryota, Metazoa, Arthropoda, Insecta, Lepidoptera, Nymphalidae.